AUGGCUCGAGGUCCGGUCCCUGGGCCUUGCCGCCCCCCUGCAGGGGAGAGGGGCGGGCGGGCUCCCCCGCGGGCUCGCGCUGGCGGCAGCGGGCCCCCGGCACCGAUGACCGCGGCGUCGCGGAGCAGGUCGCGCGACAAGCGGCCCAAGAAGACGAAGGCGAAGAAGGCCGCCUCGCGGUCGUCCAGCAGCGGAGGCCGCGCCAAGCGGAAGGCCUCGCGGUCGCCAUCCAGGGGCUGGCGGCAGAAGCCUCGCAGCCCUCGCAAGGUUAGCCUCACCCCGUCGCCCUCGCCCCCGCCGCGCCCGCCUCCGAAGCGGCGGCCGUCGCCAGUGCGGGCGCCGUCGCCGUCGCCGCCGAGGCGGCCGCCGUCGCCGAGGCGGCGUACGCCGCCGAGGCAGCUUUCCCCGGUGAGGAGCACGGUCCGGGACAACAGGGAGGACACCUACAGGGCGGAGGUGGACGAGUCCUGGCUCCUGCAGCGCUCGGAGCAGCGGAAGAAGGCCCCGUUCAAGUCCACGGACAUUUUCCCGAGAUCCCCGAGCCCGCAGCGCAAGGCGGUGCCCGAAGGCGAAUCGCAGCAGCCGGAGAAGGCCCCGGAGCAGGUGCCGCUGACCGCAGAGGAGGAGGCGCGCAACAACAAGUUCCAGGCCGGGCUGAAGAAGGCGAUUAAGGGCGAUGCGAAGAAAGACAAGAAGGAGAAAAAGGAUAAGGGCAAGGCUAAGUCCGACGACGAGGACGAUAAGAAGGAAAAGAAGGACAAGAAAAAGGGCAAGGCAGAGUCCGACGACGAGGGCGAGAAGAAACAGAAGAAGGAGAAGAAGGAGAAGGGCAAUGCCAAGUCCGACGACGAAGAGGACAAGAAGGAGAAGAAAGACAAACCAGAGAAAGAGGAAGGCAAAGCCGAUGUGGAGAUGAAGGCGCCUCCUGUGACGAAGGAGGAGCACGAUGAAAAGCCGGUCGUCAAGGAGGAGCAGGAGGAGAAGGACGGCGAGGCCGCGAAGGGCAAGAAGGAGAAGAAGGCGAAGUCGAAGGAGGUGAAGGCGGAGGGCGAGGACGUCAAGGCGGAGAAGCAGGAGAGCGGCGCCGAGGACGGCAAGAAGAGCAAAAAUAAAAAGAAAAAAAAGAAAGAGUCGUCCUCGUCUUCGUCUAGCGACGACAGCGCAGCCUCGGACUCUGGCGAGAGCGUUAUGGAGGAGGUCGUGGAGUGGGUGGAGAUACUGCCCCGCGGCGCUGGAGACGCGCGCGUCGCCACCGGCUACGACUACGAGUCGGAGGACGAGGGCUUCGGGCCCACGCCGGCGGCGCAGCAGGACACGAUCAACAACAUGUCGCAGAGCCGCGGCUCUUACGGCGGCGCCCUUCUGCCCGGCGAGGGAGACGCCAUGGCAGAGUACGUCAAAAGCGGCAUGCGUAUCCCUCGCAGAGGAGAAGUCGGAAUUUCGGCUGACCAGAUCGAGGGUCUCGAGAGCCUCGGAUACGUCAUGAGCGGUUCCAGGCAUCGACGCAUGAACGCCGUGCGUAUCAGAAAGGAGAACCAGGUGUACUCGGCCGAGGAGAAGCGCGCCUUGGCGAUGUACAACUUCGAGGAGAAGGCAAACCGUGAGUCGAUGCUCGUGGGCGAGCUGCGGGAUAUGCUCGACAAGCGGCAGAAGGCCAUCGCAACCGCCGUCGGCGACGGCCAGACGCUGGACGACAAGUUCCAGACGAUCGGCGAGCAGCACAAGUUCAUCUGA
This is a messenger RNA of Prorocentrum cordatum, 1734 nucleotides long. The record is from the annotation of a GenBank genome assembly. NCBI's taxonomy places the organism in Eukaryota, Dinophyceae, Prorocentrales, Prorocentraceae.